GAGAGAGAGUCAGAGAGAGUAAGUAAGAGGCGUUUCAAGUAGCGACGUCUCCUUCCUCUUCGUCAAUGGCGUAAAAUUGCAGAGAAGCUCUUAAUUAAGCGGUUUCUAAUUUCCUCUUUCGUUUCUUCGGUACCAAGUUUGUGAUAAGCAUCGAUUUGGUUUGGAUUGUGCUGCAAAAGAAGAUGAAGUUUGGGAAAAUAUUUAAGAAGCAAAUGGUGCCCGAGUGGGUAGAAGCUUACAUGGACUACAAUGGAUUGAAGAGGAAUCUGAAAGAGAUACGUAGCUACAAAUACAGUAGGCUGAGUAGAGCAGCCUCGAGAGUGUCGCAGCAGGCAGAAGCCUUGCACCGUUCGUUUAGUGGCCUUUCUUACCAUCCCAGCAACAGCGAACAUGCAGGGGACAUUGAGGAGCAAGUCAUUAAAGUCGACACUGUGCAGCAAGAUGAUUCUCGUAAGUUGUACAAGACUAAGUUCCUAAAGAAAUCUGAAGAAGGAGGGGAAUUCGAAGAAACCUUCUUCAGAAAGCUCGAUGAGAAUCUGAACAAAGUCAACAGAUUUUACCGGGACAAAGUUGAUGAAGUGCUUGAGGAAGCGGCUUUGCUGGAUAAACAAAUGGAUGCAUUGAUUGCUUUGCGGGUCAAGGUGCAGACACCUGAUUCAUAUAUCAUGAAUUUGGAGAAGCAUCCCUCCGAUAAGGUCGUAGUAGAUCCAUCUGAUAGCACAAUGAGAACACUGGGCAGCUCGAACUCAGAUAUGGUACAUGGUAUUGACAGAGAUAGCAUUCCAGAAGAGGCUUUCCAUAUCCUGCCUGACAUUGUCCCGAUUACUCAUAUUGAUGAUGAGAGCGACGAGGAAGAUAGUUCUGAUGUUAAGCAGGAUCUCCGUGAAAUACUAGCGCGUGUGAAGAUGAAUGAUGCGCUUGAAUCUCCCAUGUCUACAUUGAAAGGUGUUUUUGGGGAUUCGAAAAAUGAUGAACCAAUCUCCAAGAAAGGAUUAAAAAAAGCAGAGGAACAGUUGAGGCUUGUUUUUAGUGAGUUUUAUCAGAAACUCCGCCGUCUCAAGGAAUACAGUUUCAUGAAUCUUCUGGCAUUUUCAAAGAUCAUGAAGAAGUACGAGAAGAUUGCUUCAAGGAAUGCUUUCAGGAACUACAUGAAAACUGUGGAUAAUUCAUUUAUUGGGAUUUCUGAUGAGAUUAACAGACUCCUGGAGAGAGUAGAGAUAACUUUCGUUAAGCACUUUGCGAACGGAAACCGAAGAGAAGGCAUGCAGUUUCUAAGACCAAAAGUUAAAAGAGAAUGGCACAGGAUUACAUUCUUCUCUGGUUUCUUCUCUGGUUGCUCACUUGCACUAAUUGUUGCUGUUGUUUUCAAGAUAGAAAAUAGAAAUAUCAUGGAGAAGGACUUCGGUACUGAAUACAUGGCGAAUAUUAUCCCCCUUUACAGCUUAUUUGGAUACAUCAUUCUUCAUAUGCUCAUGUACUCAGCAAAUAUAUACUUCUGGAGACGUUAUAGAGUCAACUAUACCUUCAUCUUUGGUUUCAAGCAGGGAACGGAGUUAGGUUACAGAGAAGUUUUCCUGCUAAGCACCGGUCUUGCGGUGCUUGCUUUUAUCUGCUUCCUGAUAAAUUUGCAGCUUGAUAUGGACUGGAGGAUAAAAGAUCAAAAGACACUCCCUGAAGUUAUUCCUUUGGGUUUAGUCACUAUUGUUCUUUGCAUACUUUUUUGUCCUUUCAACAUCAUAUACCGCUCAAGUCGGUUGUUCUUCAUUCGAACACUGGUUCACUGCAUUUGUGCCCCUCUCUACGAGGUUACACUUCCAGAUUUCUUCUUGGCAGACCAACUAACCAGUCAGGUACAAGCCAUACGGAGUUUUGAGCUAUUUAUUUGCUACUAUGGCUUAGGAGAAUACUUGCAGAGGCAAAACAAGUGUCAUAGUCAUGGUGUUUACAAUGCCUUCUACUUUGUUGUUGCUCUUAUACCUUACUGGCUCCGUUUCGUCCAGUGCAUACGCAGAGCAUGCGAAGAAAAGGAUACCAUACACGGAUACAAUGCUCUGAAAUACAUGUUGACAAUCAUUGCGGUCAUCAUAAGAACAGCUUUUGAACUGAAGAAGGGACGAAAUUGGAUGAUUUUGGCUCUUAUAAGCUCAGGUGUUGCAGCGGGUAUGAACACAUUCUGGGAUAUUGUUAUAGACUGGGGACUCCUCCGUAAGAAUUCCAAGAACCCAUACCUGAGAGACAAACUCCUUGUCCCCCACAAAAGCGUCUAUUUUGCAGCCAUGGUAGUCAAUGUGAUACUAAGAGUGGCAUGGAUGCAGCUGGUUCUGGAGUUUAAUUUGAAGUCCCUUCACAGAAUCGCAGUAUCAACCAUUAUUUCAUGUUUAGAGAUUGUUCGUCGGGGAAUAUGGAGCUUCUUCAGGUUGGAGAAUGAGCACUUGAACAAUGUGGGCAAAUACAGAGCCUUCAAGUCGGUUCCACAUCCUUUCCAUUAUUAUAACGAUGACGACUCUGAUGACAAAGACGACUGAGCUCUAUCAUAAUAAUAUUAUUUGAUUCACUGCCAAAA
Messenger RNA from Eutrema salsugineum, 2563 nucleotides. Its product is annotated as phosphate transporter PHO1 homolog 10. Gene Ontology annotation, biological process: cellular response to phosphate starvation; phosphate ion transport. The record is from RefSeq and is a predicted model, not a curated record. Gene Ontology annotation, cellular component: Golgi apparatus; plasma membrane; cytoplasm. Bases 183 to 2525 code for a protein of 780 amino acids. Lineage: Eukaryota; Viridiplantae; Streptophyta; Magnoliopsida; Brassicales; Brassicaceae. Gene Ontology annotation, molecular function: inositol hexakisphosphate binding. The transcript is spliced from 14 exons.